Messenger RNA from Stylophora pistillata, 1877 nucleotides. RefSeq lists its product as uncharacterized. The record is from RefSeq and is a predicted model, not a curated record. Gene Ontology annotation, biological process: regulation of mitotic spindle assembly. Gene Ontology annotation, molecular function: microtubule binding. Lineage: Eukaryota; Metazoa; Cnidaria; Anthozoa; Scleractinia; Pocilloporidae. Gene Ontology annotation, cellular component: ciliary basal body; cytoskeleton; centriole.
CUGAGGAAACUGAACGCAACAUGGUGUAUAGUUCGGCUUAUAGAAGGGCCUACAGAAAACCUCUGUGGGAUGAUUACGGCAAAGAAGAAUUUAUUAGCAAGUUGCAGUAUAGGUCAGAUCGAAGGUCAAUAGAACAUCGUCAUCAGCCUUGGGGAUGGGACAGCGAAGAGGAAGAUGUGGAAGAGAUUCCGGCAGACGAUGGCAGUUAUGAUGGGGGACGCCGUGACUUUCAUUUGGACGAGAAAAAAGCUGAUAAAAGACCGCCAAAGAACGCUUGGGAAGAAAAGAAAGAUUUCAGAGAGAACGAUGAUGCUGGAUGUGGCUUACCUUUGCCUGAAAGACUAAAAUUUGAUGAGGGAGAGACAGAAGAAAAACCAAAACAUACAAGAUCUGCUGAGGACGCGAGACCAAAGGAAGGUGAGUCUCGUGGUCGCAAAUAUCACAGACAUAAACAUCACAGAUCGUCGAGAGAUAAAAAGAAACAGCAAUCGCGCUCAAAUUCACCGGAUAAAAAUCCAAUCUCUGGGGAUAGAGGAGAGAAAGCGCCUUUUCUACCUUACGGAAUGGCUAACGAAGGACCUGUAGACAUGUGGAAAACUCAUAAUGUGCUGGCUUCACAACCAGAGGUGUAUCCUGCUGCUCUUCGUGCACAGAAAAGGAGACAACAAGAGAUUAAAAAGAAAGCUCAACUCCGAGAAGAAGCAGUGAAGAGGAAGGAAACGCCAGCACAUUUUGAUGCAGAUGUUGCAUUUCCUAAAACCUGGUGGAUGACAGAGUACCAAAGAAACUUUUGUAAAGAAGAAGAUGUCAAGAGACGCUUUUUGAGAUAACAUGUGAAGUACAUUAAAUGGCUGUAUGCGUGACAUUUCAGUGUGUGUCAACCAUCACAGUCAAAAGUAUUUGUUCCUAACAAUAGAGAACAGUGAUUAUGACAGCCAUGCUGUACUACUUGAUCAAGCAAACUGGUGCAAACUACAUGGGCUGAAAAUAGAUGCAUAGAUUUAAACAUCUGUCAGCAGCUUUUUUAAAUGUAGUCUGUGCUUCAAAAGAGUAAUCAUUUUUUACUCAAUUAAACUUGAAAAUUUUGUGAAAUAACCUGACAUGAAUGCCGUUUGAUUAUCUGUUAAUCCCCUAGUGCUGCAUGGCGCAUCCUUCCUGCCUAUCUAUAUGAAGAGUUUUCAUAGGAACAUUUCCGCAAGCAGCUUUUGUUACCAAGUUUCACGGGUGAGGUAAGCUUUGAUGCUCUUAAGUACAGCAACUGUAACCACCUCUCAAUUACUUCACUUCUUUGGUAAGAACUGUGUUUUACCGAAAAGAAAGCAUUACUAAAUCAGCAAAAGCCUAUUGCUUAAAUGCAUGAGGCAAUGUACAGUAAGAUUAAAUCAAGGAGCCAUAUGGCAAAUGUAUAAUGUUUGCCAGUGCCAUACCACAGAAACUAACACAAUGUCCUCCUCCCCUCUUUUAUGGCAAUUUACGUAAUUGUUACAUAUCUUUGCAGUAAUUGAUUUUUGCAAUUGUCGAAAAAUCACAAAAUUAAUGUAGAUAAUAUUAGAUUUGUGAAAAUUAACCUUGCAAAUUUCAUACACUUCACUAGCAGUGAGGAAAAGUGGUAUGUUUCCAAGAGAUGGAAGAAAGCAGGAAUUGUUGGCGUAGUUAACGGUUAGUCAGCUAUUCCUCUUGAGGAUCCGGUUCAAAGAAAUUGACUGUGUCCUUCAGCUUACAGCUGUUUGUCACGCACUCUUGAUUUCUGUAGCUCUGCUUUGUCGCAAAGGAACAUCAAUUGUUUCCUGUUUUGUUUUGUUACAAUAUGGUUCGUUCAGUGGUAGUAGAAACUGUUAUGGAAAAUUAAAAUCAGUUGUGUCAGUUCUGAAAAUCAA